CUAGAAAGAGAGAGAGAGAUAGAGACGGGGAAGUACACGUACUGCAGGCGCUCUGAGUAGAAUUUUAUGCGAGAACGUCCGUCUGUACCGAACUGGAAAAGUGGGCUGAAUUCUGAAAGGGAAUUUUUGACAACCAUAACAAGAUGUGUAGACCUACUCCGUGCUGUAUAGGGCAGCUGGCGUGCUGCUGUGGCUCGGCAGCCUGCUCCUGUUGCUGUGGCUGCUGUCCUAAGAUCAAGCAGUCCACAUCAACGCGCUUCAUGUAUGUCCUCUACUUCCUCCUGGUCACCAUUGUCUGUGUCGUGAUGAUGUCACCUACUGUGGAACAGGAGAUGAGGGACCAUAUCCCGUUAUACAGGGACCUGUGUGAGAAGCUGAAUGCUGGUGAGAACUGCUCUACCUUGGUGGGUUACUCUGCUGUGUACAAGGUCUGCUUCGGCAUGGCCUGCUUCUUCUUCUUCUUCUGUAUAUUCACCCUACGAGUCAACUCUGCCACGGGCUGCCGUGCCGCCAUACACAACGGGUUUUGGUUCCUGAAGUUCAUAGCCUUGUUGGCCUGCUGUGUUGGAGGAUUCUUCCUGCCAGAGCAGGACAUCUUUCUGGAAGUGUGGAGGUAUGUUGCAGCCGGAGGAGGGUUCAUCUUCCUGCUGAUCCAGCUCAUGCUGCUGGUGGAAUUUGCUCACAGAUGGAACACUAACUGGAGUUCAGGUGUGAACGACAACCGUCUGUGGUAUGGAGCACUGGCCAUGGUCACCUUGGUGCUGUUCAGUAUGGCAGUAGGAGCUGUGGUGUUCAUGGCUCUGUUCUACACACACUCUCAGGCUUGUCUGCUCAACAAGUUGUUCCUGGGGAUCAACAGCAGCCUCUGUCUCAUAGUCACCCUGCUGGCUGUAUCGCCCUUCAUACAGAGACUCCAGCCUAAGUCUGGCCUGCUCCAGCCAGGAGUGAUCAGUGUGUACGUCAUGUACCUCACCUUCUCAGCCUUCUCCAGCAAGCCCAAAGAGAUGUUGGAGGUUAAUGGGGUGAAUACGACAGUUUGUGUGUUUCCCUUCAACUCUGGAUCAGAGAGCGACAAGAGGAUUGUAUCAAUAGUGGGAACUGUCAUCAUGUUCGGCUGUGUGCUCUACUCCUGUUUGACGUCCACCACCAGACGAAGCUCUGCAGCACUGCGUGUGUGUAGGAACAGCAUGCCUGAGACUGAGAGAGCUCGCUGCUGUUUCUGCUUUGGAGAUGACACAGAUGACUAUGAUGAGGAGAAGACUGGGGGAGGCCAAAAUGUUCUGUAUGAUGAGAGAGGGGGAACCAUCUACAGCUACACCUACUUCCACUUUGUCUUCUUCCUGGGUGCAAUGUAUGUCAUGAUGACAGUCACCAACUGGUUCCACUAUGACAACCAUAAGAUAGAUAAGCUGCUGGAUGGCAGCUGGUCGGUGUUCUGGAUCAAGAUGGCGUCGUGCUGGGUGUGUCUCAUCCUCUACAUCUGGACCCUGGUCGCACCCAUGGUCUGCCCCAAACGCUUCGAGGCCUAACACACACACACACACACACACACACACACUGAAACACAGCCCAAUACUACCUUCAGCUUUCUACGUGGGGUUUUUGUGUUGUUUUUAAUUUCCUUUUUUCCCUACUUUACAUGGUUAAGCUAUUGUUUCCUUGAAGGCAGUUGCUGUCUUUUUAUUUUUUUAAUACCUUUGAUACAUGGAGUAUUCUGUUACAUGCAGUGACUCUUCAGGGUGCCUAAAACAAUGGGCUGGACCAAAAUACAUACAGUCAUUUAUGUGGGACCACAUGAUCAUAGUGGUGCCCUGAUUGUGUUAUGGGAUGCCCAGCACCCUUGAGCACCAAUGUCAAUUAAACCCUUUUACGUGUUUGCUUA
This is a messenger RNA of Oncorhynchus masou masou (cherry salmon), 1882 nucleotides long. Its product is annotated as serine incorporator 5-like. Lineage: Eukaryota; Metazoa; Chordata; Actinopteri; Salmoniformes; Salmonidae. The record is from RefSeq and is a predicted model, not a curated record. The transcript is spliced from 12 exons. The coding region runs from base 144 to 1529 and encodes 461 amino acids. Gene Ontology annotation, cellular component: membrane.